CCAAUGCUUGACCAUCACAUUACUUUAUAAUGUCCUGACUCUGCGAGGUCUUAACGUCGUGAUUUCGGAUAGUGUCUGCUUUUUCUGGAGUCUGGAACCAUGGAGGAGUACAUAAAGAGAUAUUUGCGAGGAAUUUGGGUUUUCCUGCAGCUGACUUCUUGUGUUGCGAGCAUGACAGGGAGAUGCAGUCUGUUUGGACGACACCACGUUCACACAUUCGAUGGUGUUUUGUAUGACUUUCCUGGAGACUGCAGCUACCUUCUGGCUGGGGACUGCAACCACCACUCCUUCACACUGCUGGGCGACUUUCAAAAUGGCAAAAGAACUGGAGUCACACUGUUUUUGGGUGACGUCUUUGAGUUGCACCUUUCUGUAGAUGGACGGCUCUCACAAGGAGAAAAAAGGCUGUUACUGCCCUAUGCAUCUCACUCUGUGUUUGUGGGCUCAGAGCUCGGCUUUUACAAGCUCUGGAGUGAGGAGUUUGGCUUCACUGUCACCAUUGAUAAUGCUGCCAACAUCGCCUUGACCCUGACCAAACGCCAUGCAAACCACACCUGCGGCCUCUGUGGCAACUUCAACUCUAUGACUGCUGAUGAAUAUACUGCUCAGGAAGGAUUCCUAACAGAGGACACUUAUGACUUUGCAAAUUCGUGGGCAGUGAAGGGAGCUGAUCAGUCCUGUCAACGUGUGUCAAAUCCAUCAAAAUCCUGUAACACAACAAAAGGAACUUCCACGAUUUUGUCCAGCUGCAGCGUGUUGCAGACCUCUAGUGUGUUUCUCCACUGCGCCCACUUGGUCUCUCCCGAACCAUUCCUGUUGCUGUGUCAGGAGGAGGCCUGUCACUGUGAUCAGACAGGGCCCGAAGAUUGCUACUGUCCAAUCCUGCUGGAGUAUGCUCGCACAUGCCACGCUCAUGGGAUACUUCUUCACGGCUGGUCGCAGGAAAGCCAGUGCUUCCCCAAAUGUCCAAUUGGCAUGCAGUACAGUGAAUGCACCAAGUCUUGCUCUACAACCUGCCAUAGCCUCAACAUCCAGGAGGUCUGCAAGGAAGAGUGUGUUGAUGGCUGCACAUGCCCUGCUGGCAAGGUUUUGGACGGUAAUCGCUGUGUUGAGGUAUCCCAGUGUUCCUGUGCGCACAUGGGAAAACAUUUCCCGCCAGGAGCCACAGUCUCUCAGGACUGCAACACCUGUGUGUGUCGUCACGGUUCAUGGGAAUGCACCAAUGAAGGCUGUCCUGGUGAAUGCUUGGUUGUUGGCCAGUCUCACUUCAAGAGCUUUGACAACAAGUUCUUCACAUUUGCUGGCCACUGCCAGUAUCUGCUGGCAAAGGACUGCUCACAAAAUGAGUUUUCUAUCAUAAUUGAAAAUGUACAGUGCGCUGAUGAUCAGGAUGCUGUGUGCACACGCUCAGUGACUCUCAGUCUGCCCUCUCUGGAGGACAUGACAGUCAAGCUGAAGCAUGGAGGAAUUGUUUCUGUCAACAGCAUGGACAUCCAGACCCCAAUGCGUUAUGGCCGUUUAUAUAUCCAGAGAUCUGUUCAGUCUUCAGUACGUGUAAAGUUUGGUGAGGACUUUCGUCUGGACUGGGAUGGGCGGGGCCGUGUGCUUUUAAAGCUGGGUCCACAAUGGGCGGGCCGGACCUGUGGACUGUGUGGUAACUACAAUGGUAACCAAGGUGAUGAUUUUUUGACUGAUUCUGGACUGGUUGAGGCUAGUCCUCACGCCUUUGGCCAGGCUUGGAGGAUCAAUGGAGACUGUGAAUCCACUCAGAAAUUUGAAACUGAUCCAUGUGCCGUUAACCCAAAAAGAGUGCGCUUUGCAGAAGAGGCGUGUGCAGUGAUGAUGUCAGACGUGUUCAGUCCGUGCCACUUUCUGGUGAAUCCGGGUCCAUUCCAGCAGUUCUGUCGUUAUGAUGUGUGUGCGUGUGGGGACAGUGAGGAGUGCCUCUGCUCGGCUUUGUCCGCCUAUGCAGCUGCCUGCUCAGCAAGAGGAGUGCUGCUCAACUGGAGGUCUCCUUCGCUAUGUGCGCUGGAGUGUACAGGAGGACAGGUGUAUGAGGCAUGUGGGAGUGUGUGUGACCGGACUUGUGGUUCUCUGUCUGGCGCUGAGGCUGGCUGUGAAGGGGAGAGGGUGUGUGAGGAGGGCUGUUUCUGUCCCACUGGGAAGUACCUGAGUUCCUCAGGUGAAUGUGUGACGGCUGACCAGUGCACCUGCCUGCAUGAUGGACAACUCUACCAGCCUAAUGAUGUCUAUGCAGAUCACAACAGUAUUUGCUACUGUGAGAAGGGCUCCAUGCGGUGUAGCUCCACUGAAACGACUUCAUUGCUCUCUGACCUCUUCUAUGAUGAUGACCUAGCACCAUCCAGAGAGCGUCGGUCAACACAGUGCCCUCCUCCGCUCACUCGUGCAGAGUGUAAUGCAGGAGAAAAAGGUCUGGAGUGUGCAAGAACCUGCCAAAAUCUGGAUCUGCCUUGUGUCAGUCUUGCCUGCAUCCCCGGCUGCCUCUGUCCACCUGGCACUGUACGUCACCGCAGAGAAUGCAUUACACCGGAGCAGUGUCCCUGUUACCAUAACAACAGGCCAUAUGCAACAGGACAGACCAUCUCCGUGGAUUGCAACACCUGUGUGUGCAAGAACAGAAAGUGGCAAUGCACGGAGAAAGUGUGUGAUGGUGUGUGCCGCACCGUGGGGGAAGGGCAUUACAUCACUUUUGAUGGCUUAAAGUACUCUUUCCCUGGCCUCUGCCAGUAUGUCCUAGUCCAGGAUAUGUGUAGUGGGGAAGACGGUUCCUUCAGGGUGCUGGUGGAAAACGAGGCCUGUGGAAUUGUGGGACACCGCUGUGCAAAAGCUGUCACAAUUUUCUACCAGGGAGGGUUAAUAAUGAUGCAGCAUGGAGAGGUGAAGAUGAAGAGGCCGGUGCCGCAGGGCUCACAGGUGGAGAUUGUCCGAUCUGGUCACUUUUACACUCUGCAGCUGGGGAAACACAUUUCCCUCAGCUGGGAUAUGGGAACCCGCCUCCUGGUUCACAUCUCACCUGAAUACAGGGGUCGGGUGUGCGGCUUGUGUGGCAACUUUGAUGGGAAUGUAAACAACGACUUGAUAAGCAGUAACCACCAGCUGGAGGUGGAUUCUUCACACUUUGGGAACUCCUGGAAGGUCAUUCCCAGCUGUGCCGAUGUCACAAAGAUACCUGCUCCUUGCAGCGACAACAUUGUCAAACUGGUAACAGUGGAGCAGUCGUGCCGUAUCCUCACUGGUUCCCUCUUUAAAGAAUGCAACAGUCAGGUGGAUGCAGAGCCUUAUGUAGAGAUGUGUGUGGAGGCAGCAUGCUCGUGCCCAUCAGUGGGUGACUGCCAGUGUUUCUGUGAUGUUAUUGCCGCCUAUGCACAGGCUUGCUCAGAGAGUGGUGUAUUCGUCAACUGGAGAUCAAAUGAUCUUUGCCCACUGAGCUGUGAGGAGCUGAAUCCUAGAAUCCCAGGUGUAGGGGAGGAGUUAUGCCAGUGGAGAUACAAUACCUGUGGUCCUGCCUGUCCAGUCACCUGCCAACAUCCAGAUCCCCUCCAGUGUUCGCUCACAUGUGUGGAAGGCUGCCAUGCCUACUGCCCUCCAGGACAACUCCUGGAUGAGGUGGCCAUGCGAUGUGUUGAACCCUCUCAGUGUCAGAUGUGUAUGCAUGAGGGUCAAAGAAUCUCCUAUGGGAACAAGGUCAUCCUGAAUCACAAUGACCCCGACCAGUGCAGGAUAUGUCAUUGUGACAACAACACAUUAAGCUGUGAAGCGUGUGCCUCCUCCACCAUGUUCACAACUCCCACACCAACGCCCACCUAUGGCGCCUUCACAACAAUUCCCUUCACCACGUUGAUGCCUGAAGGCACGUGUGACCGUGCCAUGGACCUAGCAUUCUUACUGGAUGGAUCAGAAGCUCUGACUGAAGAUGAAUUUGAGGCUACAAAACAGUUCAUUCUUGGGGUGGUUGAACGAUUCCGCAUGGGCUCAGCUCACACUCGAGCAACAGUGCUACUCUACCACUCUGGAGUCAAAACAUAUGAUCUGCAGGUUCAGAAGUGGAUAUUUAAGAAGACAGUGCGUGAGCUUCAUUACACAGGAGGAGAUGCCGCUUUCAUGGAUGAGGCCGUCAAAUAUCUGGCUAUCAACAUCUAUGACAAGAACAAGCGUGAGAACGCCGGCCGCGUUGCCAUUAUCUUGGCUGCUAGUCCCAACCCUCGCCCUAUCCGUUCCAUUGUAAAGAUGCUCCGCAAGAAGGCCAUCACCACCCUGACAGUGGCACUUGGCCCUGGAGUAGAUAUGUCGCAAAUUACUGAAAUCUCCAAAGCUAAUCCUGAUAACAGGGCCUAUGUGCUGAGCAGCACAGGUGAGCUGCCUGAUCGGCUGCUGGAGCUGACAGAUUACCUCUGCACCUUGGGGAUGGAGCCUGAGGUGGUGAAACCUCCAGCACCAAAGACCACAGUGGGUAAACCUCACAAGACCACGACCACCACUUCCCCAGUUCUUCAUCUGGAGACAAAACCCACACGGCGCCUCCCCAACACUCCUGAAGCUACAGCACCGUCUGGCCUAUCGCCCACUACCACAUCGCCAUCUGUUCUUUCUCCAACCAAAGAUGUAACAUUUGUCAUAGAAGGCUCUGAUGCUGUUGGUGAAGUAAACUUUAACAAGUCGCUCCUCUUCCUGGAGGAAGUUAUCACAAAACUGACAGAGGAGGAGGAGUUGAUUCGCAUCACUGUGAUCCAAUACUCAGUGACAGUCACUGUGGAGAUCAGUCGGUGGGAGAUAAGGCAGCAGAGAACCCGCCUGCUGCAACGCCUGAGGGAGGUUCGUUGGAGGGGUGGUAGUAAGACAAACACUGGAGCAGCUAUCACUACCACCUUUCAAGAAAUGGCUACGGUCCAGCCUUCUCUUCAUCCAACCCCACCUCAGCUGGUUUUCCUUGUGACAGAAAACCCACCCACUGACACAGUAACGCGCCCACCAUCUACCAGUGUCCAGACUCAUGUGUAUCCCAUUGGUGUUGGACCAAAGAUACAAGAAACUGACUUGAUUCAGUUCAGUUUUCCUCAGCGUCCAUUAAUGGUGGAGGACUACAGCCAUCUGUCUAGCGUGGUCCACCGCAUAGUCAACAUCACACGCACCACAGUCAGACCCCGCUCACCAACACUGCCACCACUAGUUGUCCCAACACAUGCCAGCUUGCCAGUCUCAGUGCCGUGUAAGAAGCCUCUGGAUGUGAUGUUCCUGCUGAAGUCUGGAGGGCAGCUUGAGGACAUGAAGACAUUUGUUAAAGCUUUUAUCAGUAAUGCUGACAUAGGCCUCAGUGGCACUCUUGUGAGUGUUGUUCAGUAUGGAGACACCAACACAGCAGAAUUCCUAUGGAGUGAUCAACAGAGCAAAUCAGACCUCCUGAGGAUGGUGGAGAGAAUUACUACAAGGACUCCUGCAGCCCCUAAACUAGGGUCUGCAUUGAGAUUUGCCGUGCAGACAUCCAUCUCACCAAUCAGUGGUGGAAGAGUUGGUGUAGCCAAGGCUGUGGUGAUGCUGGUGAUGGACAAAUCAACUGAUGAAGUCAGGGAAGCAGCUAAUGAGGCCCUGGCAGCAGGUGUAUCAGUGUUCCCAAUUGGGAUUGGACCAGACUAUAACAAGAGUGAACUUGGUGUGCUUGGUCACCAGGGCAACCAAGACAACACUCUCCAUCUGAACAGCAUGGAUCAGUUACUGAUGUUGCUGACUCUGGACAGGAGUUACACAGAGAGAAUCUGCAGAGCUGGUCCACCAGGAGUGUGUGUUGAUGAUAAUGGAAAUGAGAGAAAGCCUGGUGAGUCAUGGCUGCUGGAGGAUGGCUGUCACUCCCUCCUCUGCCACCCCAGUGGGGCGGUGACAGUACAGAAUCACAAAGUCAGCUGUGACAGAUUGGAGCCGCCAGCCUGCAGAAACAACAUGCCACCUGUUAAAGUCCAGGAGACCUGCAACUGCCACUGGGAAUGCCCUUGCAUGUGUAUGGGCAGCUCCACCAACCAUGUAGUGAGGUUUGAUGGCCUGGCACUUAGGCUGGAUGGGGAGGGUUUGUGCUCCUAUACACUUCUCACUGUCAGCAGAGGCUCCAGUGAAGGGUCAGAGGUCAAACUUCACACUGGACCUUGCCAAGACUCGGCAAACUACCACCAAGUCUGCAUGAAAGCCAUGGAGGUGAUCCAUGGCUCAUAUAAGGUGCUGCUGAAGGAUGACAUGACGGCCAUGAUUGGACAGGAAGAGCUUGCACUGCCGUGGCGGCACUCUGGCAUUGAGCUGGUGCGUUAUGGGGGAGUGAUGCUGCAGCUGAAAUCGGAUCAUGGCUACGUCCUGAGUUUCACGCCUCAGAGCAAUGAGUUUACCAUCACAUUACUCAGCUCCACUACAACGGGACACACUGCUGGACUCUGCGGUGGCUGUGGGGAGGAGAAGGUGAAUGUCCUUUCUUUACGCAAUGGCACCUCGACCACCGACCAGCCAGCUUUCAUCUUAGACUGGACUGUGGCUGUAGAUCACGGUGUGUGCCUGCCAAGACGGAAGGCGGUGUGUGCAUCUGGAGCGGCGAUGGGAUGUCAAGCUCUACGUUCUGAGGUGUUCGAACCAUGCCACGCAUAUAUUCCCGUUCAGGUUUUCCUCACCAAGUGUGAAGAGCAGGCAUGUGAGGAGUCAGAUGUGUGUGAGCUCAUUUCAGCCUAUGCACGCCUCUGUAGACAAAGAGGUGUGUGUGUGGACUGGAGGAGCCCUCACCUCUGCCCGUUACAGUGCCCAAGUUCCAUGCAGUAUGAUGCAUGUCGGACAGGGUGCGUGGAGGACUGUGGUAGCAUACAGUCGUUGCCAGGCGACUGGUCGGUUGCUAGGAGUAACGAGUCAUCCUGUAUGGACACACCGACUGAAGGCUGUUUCUGUGCUGUAGGCACAGUUUUGCAUCAUGGACGGUGUGUACCACCAGAAGCAUGUGGACAGUGUGUUGACCAUCAUGGGCACACGUACACGUAUAUGCAGAGUUGGGUACCAGAAGAGAACCCAUGUUUGAUUUGCAUGUGUUUGGAUCAGCAACGGAUCAACUGCACUGACCGGCCCUGCAACAAUGUCAGAACUCCAGUGUGCGGACCUUGUGAGGUCCUGAGAAAGAAGACAGAAUCCAAGUGCUGCCCAGAGUAUGAGUGUGUUUGUGAUCUAGUGAGCUGUGACCUGCCUGAGGUUCCCCGCUGUGAGGACGGUCAGACUGUGGUCCUGAAAAACCCCGGGGAAUGUCAGCCUAUACACGAAUGUGUGUGCAAAAAGGAAGAGUGUCCUCUUCAAGCUCCCCCCAAUUGUCCACCACAUCGCCAUCUGUCGGUGAGAAAGACAAAGUGCUGCGACGUGUUUGAAUGUGACUGCAGCUGCCAAAACUCCACCCACACCUGUCCCACUGGGUUCAUCACGUCCUCCACUACCAACGAUUGUGGGUGCACAGAAACCAACUGCCUGCCAGACAAGGUGUGUGUGGUUGGUGGAGUGGUUCACUCAGUGGGGAGUGAAUGGGAGCAAGGUUGUGAGAAGUGCAUCUGUACCGAGCUGCAGGACAAAGACACGUCUCUCCAUGUUGCACAGUGCAAACCGCCUGUUUGUGACCGGGCCUGUCCUCUGGGCUCAACAUACACUUCAUCAGAAGGAGAGUGCUGUGGAAAGUGCACACCAACCAGCUGUGUGGAGUCACAGGGAGAGAUGCGAGGGGACACACUUAUCGGUGGAAAGCUUAGACAAGUGGGUGACAGAUGGAAGUCUCCAGAUAAUAAAUGUGUCUUACAUCAGUGCAUAAAAGUCAGAGAUGAGGUGUUCAUCUCUGCUUCAAAUGUCAGCUGCUCGAUUACGGAUACUCCAUCCUGCCCAAUGGGGACUGAGUUACGCUGUGACACCGAGGACUGCUGCCCCCGCUGCCACUGUGCUCCUUUGAACGCCUGUGUUCUCAACCACACACUGAUAGGGGCAGGGGAGCAGCUGAUGGUUGAUGCCUGUACACGCUGCCAGUGUAGGGUGGUGGACGGUCCAAUCAGGAAAUAUGAACUGUCCUGCAGGAAAACAACCUGUCCCUCUUGCCCCAUGGGAUACACUCUGGAGAAGGAGGAAGGUACUUGCUGUGGUCGAUGUGCUCCCACCGCCUGCUUUGUUCAACAACCAGAUGGAAAACUCAUCAGUGUGAAAGUCAAUACGACGAGCGAGGAUGGUUGCACCUCAUAUACAUGUGGUCUGAAUAAUGAAGGAAAUCUUGUGCUGCAGUCCAAAUUGACAGCCUGCCCAUCUUUUAAUCGCCAAGCUUGCUUAGACCAAGGGGGAAAAGUCAGUCAAAUUGGAACCACCUGCUGUGAGAUGUGUACAGAGCCAGAGUGCCGAAAGACAGUGGGAAGGCUCGACUACAUCAAGGUGGAUGACUGCCAAUCAGAGCACCAGAUAGACCUGUACUACUGUGAGGGCAAAUGUCGCAGUAAGUCCAUGUACUCCCUGCAGAGGGCUGCUGUGGAGCAGGAGUGUGUUUGCUGCGCUGCGGUAGAGACAGAGCCUCUCAGCGUUCCUGUCAUGUGUGCCAAUGGCACUCGUAGCCACCACACUAUUCUGUCUGUCACCAAAUGCGACUGUCUGUCCAGACACUGCACCUAGAGAGUGGAAGAAAAAGAGUAGAAGACAGAGAUUAUAAGGUUGAUGCUUUGUGUGUAUCCAAGAAAAUGUAGCAGUAUAAAAAAACUACCUUGACAAAUAGCAAUAAAACAAACUUACCUGUUUCUGUAAGCAUCACCUUUUGUGUGUUGUUGUAAUUUGAUUAUUUCUGUUGAAAUGUAUUCAUAAAAACUACUGUUUGUUAAAUGUUUGUAUAUAAACAUAUCACAUAUACUCUUUCA
Oreochromis aureus is the source of this 8900-nucleotide messenger RNA. It is a transcript of the gene vwf, whose product is annotated as von Willebrand factor. The transcript is spliced from 53 exons. Gene Ontology annotation, biological process: cell-substrate adhesion; blood coagulation. Gene Ontology annotation, molecular function: protein binding. Gene Ontology annotation, cellular component: extracellular matrix. Bases 100 to 8661 code for a protein of 2853 amino acids. Lineage: Eukaryota; Metazoa; Chordata; Actinopteri; Cichliformes; Cichlidae. The record is from RefSeq and is a predicted model, not a curated record.